Molecule: messenger RNA, 615 nt
Organism: Aspergillus wentii DTO 134E9
Lineage: Eukaryota; Fungi; Ascomycota; Eurotiomycetes; Eurotiales; Aspergillaceae
Gene: alg13
Product: N-acetylglucosaminyldiphosphodolichol N-acetylglucosaminyltransferase catalytic subunit ALG13
Exons: 3
Coding region: 1-615 (204 amino acids)
Biological process (GO): dolichol-linked oligosaccharide biosynthetic process
Cellular component (GO): UDP-N-acetylglucosamine transferase complex; extrinsic component of endoplasmic reticulum membrane
Molecular function (GO): hexosyltransferase activity
Source: RefSeq, a predicted model, not a curated record
AUGGCAUCCCAGACUGCCAGCCAAGUUAUGAAGCUGUGCUUUGUGACGGUGGGAGCCACUGCGUCAUUUGAUUUACUGCUACUGUCCGUUUUGGAUGAGGUGUUUUUGAAAUCUCUUCAGCAGUUUGGCUACACUCAUCUGCUUGUUCAGUAUGGCAAAGAUGGGCAGACUAUCUUUGAGAACUUCCUCGGCAGCCACCCCGCGGGAGACCCUAGCCUUCAUGGAAUUGAAAUCGAGGGGUUCGACUUUAAUCAGGCAGGUUUAGGGCGGGAGAUGCGUCUGGCACAGGCGAAUCCAUCCGAGGGCCGAAGUGGAGGGGUGAUCAUUAGCCAUGCAGGGUCGGGAAGUAUUCUAGAGGCAAUGCGUCUAGGUAUCCCUCUUGUGGUUGUUCCCAAUGCUUCUCUCAAGGAUAACCAUCAGGAAGAACUGGCUCGUGAAUUGCAAAAGCAAGGAUACGUUGUAGCCAGCAAUUCCAAGGAUGUUGCCAAUGCAGUCGGCAAAGCAGAAGCCCUGCGUUCUCGUAUGUUGACCUGGCCGCCCGUUCGUGGUGCCAGUCAGAAACACCAGCGGACCCUUGAUCAAGUGCUGUCCGAUGAGAUGGGAUUUUUGGAUUAG